Molecule: messenger RNA, 8372 nt
Organism: Polistes canadensis
Lineage: Eukaryota; Metazoa; Arthropoda; Insecta; Hymenoptera; Vespidae
Gene: Nipped-B
Product: nipped-B protein
Exons: 3
Coding region: 971-7984 (2337 amino acids)
Biological process (GO): establishment of protein localization to chromatin; replication-born double-strand break repair via sister chromatid exchange; establishment of mitotic sister chromatid cohesion
Cellular component (GO): Scc2-Scc4 cohesin loading complex
Molecular function (GO): chromatin binding
Source: RefSeq, a predicted model, not a curated record
AUCUACUACGCAACUUCCGCUAACUCGCUUGAGGAAAAUGGACGCCUUUGUGUCUGUUUUCUUCGUAUUCGCACUAUAAAUACUGUUUCCCCGCGAUGCACCAGAUUUGACAUGGCGAUGUUUACGCGGUACCGUGUAAUAUGCAAGUGAAAUUCGUGAGGUGAUAUUCAGUUGGGUGCUUAUAUUCGUGAUCGGUUUAAAAACGCGACCAUCCAAGUAGGCCACAACCACGGAUUGACAAUUGAGUGGAUAUCGUCUACGGGGAAAAGUUUUUUGCUAAAAGGCUUGACACGGUCAAACCCAAUUAUUUGGAGAACGCGCUAUAAACGAUUAAAACUCUAUUUACGAUCGGAAAUUGAUGCUCUAGCUAAUGUGCACACUCUGCCCGCCAAAAUUAUAUUACGCAUAGUACAUUUGAUGUCAUAAAUAAUCGUCUCGAUUGCUUGGGCAGAUUCUCGAGUGUUCUUUUGGAUAAUUCUCUUGUCUAAACAUCAUCCAGUGCUAAUGUUUUCAUAUGUGUGAUGUUGGAUGGUAGACUUUCAACGAAGAAAGGACAAAAAAUUGCUAAACAUGGAUCGAUUAUUGGAGGACCCACGUGCUUCGUCAAAGUUUGGUUGAAAUUUUAUUUUACAACAUGGGAACUUAAAAGAGACUUUGUUAAGUUCCCGAUAUAACUUUAGUGUUAGUGUUCUCUGACAAGAGUUGUUAGAUACUAUUCCGUUUAAUGUUGAAUGUGUUGAAAAGUUUAGGAAAUGCAAGUACAAAAAUAACAGCGAUGAUUAGUUUGGGUAUAUGUGGCAAAAGUGCUGCAUUUAAAUAUAUUCUGUUUCUUACAUCUAUAUUAUAUUGUGAGUAGAACUUUUAUACAAUGUUAGUGCAGUGCUUCAUAUAUUGGAUUGUUCUAUGAAACCAGAGGGAAAAGACAGAAACACUGGAAUUGAUUUUGAAUCUAUUUUUUGUCCAGGCUGUAAUGCCAGAACAAAUCAAAUUCAAAAUGAAUGGGGUUAUUCCGAGUGUACCAAUUACUACCCUCGCUGGUAUCGCCAGUCUUACUGACUUGUUACCUGAAAUGCCCCUACCAACGCCGCUGCCUCAAACUCUGACAAACAAGUCUCUCCUGUUUCAUCCAAGAGUGGCAGAAGAAGCACAAAUAUUGUUAAGCGUACGAGAUGAAAAUUUAGUACCCCAACUGAUAUGCUCUUUGUCACAAACCUCGUCGGAACAUAUAGAAUUGAAGGAUAAUUAUGCUAAUACUGAACAACCCUUGGAAUCAGAGCAGAAUACGCCGGAAUUGUUGAAAGCCAUUCUACAGUUAAAUCCACACGUGUUCAAAGGACCUCAGUAUAAUUCUCCAAGAAAUUGGUCUCAGGGUACUCAGCAGAUGCAUUCUAAUCAAUCACCAGCAAAUUAUGGCCGCUUCUCACCAUCUUACUCCAAUUCUUCAGGGUCCAGGCAAACGCCACAAGGUAGUCCUGCUCAUCCUGCUGCAGCUAGAACCGUACUCCCACCACCUAGCGGUAUUUCACAUGCGCAGCAUCCACGAAUGCCAGUUACACUUCAAAAUCAUGCAGAUAUUUCACAAAUGUCUCCUUUUGCCGUGCCUUCUCCAUCUCCUAGAGGAAAUGUUAUGACGGAACAAACGAGGACAUCUACUACGCCGCAGCAUGUACAGGAUGACUCCAAUUGUACAAAUCCUCUGUCGAAUAUAGCUCCUCAACCAAAUAUGUAUUCUCCAGCUCAUAUGAGCUCACCUAAUACACCUUUGUCGUCUGUGGGUAACGUAACGCCUCAACACCAUAACAUGGCGGGUAUGACGCCGCAACAUAAUAUGCACAUGACUUCUCCAAUGCGUGCAAACAUCCCUAUUCAACAGCAACAGCAACCUAUGAACAUGCAACAGAAUGUCUAUGAUCCUGCGAUAAAUCAACAAGUACAUCAUUCGUUGCAAAGUAACGAGCAUAUGGAUAUUAAUAGCAGUGUUCAAGCUAAUCAACAGUUUCUACUAGAUCCAGUUACUGGCCUUCCUGACAUAGAUUUACCAAUAGAGAAUAUUCAAACAAAACCAAGCAUAGAUAAUGUGGCACAAAAUCUAUUGUCAGGCUCGCAGACCACGUCAUAUCCAAAUCUUCAUGGUGUUAAUGUUGUUAAUACUUUAGAUCCUACUAAUAUUAUACCAAUGCAGCAUCAACAAAACAACAAUUCAGACAAAAUGUUAAAAAUGCCCACUAUGCCCACAGAUAAAAUGAAAGAACCUGUUGUUAUGUUGAAUAGAUUGUCUGUAGAAGAUCAGGCUCUUAUGCAGAAAAGCUUAGCUGCAUUUGCUGAGAAAUCUCCUAAUCGUGCAGCAAGGAUGGGAAUAACCAAUCGUGAUGAGGUGAAAAGUGAAUCUGAAAGUGAAGAAGAAAUAGGUAAACACAAUAAAUAUUUUAAAGCACGUGCAAAGGAACGUCAAGUUCAAAAAGAAAAAGAAAGAGCGGAAAGGAAAAAAAGCGAAGAUAAAAUUCGUAGGAGAAGAAGAAUAUUGGACGACGAUGAAGAGGAUGAAAAGAAGGAAGGAAUAUACUCUCCUUCAAAAGCUAAAAUAAGAAAGGUUGAGAAAAAGCUAGUUCCAGUUCUGUCUAAAUUAAGUGUAGAAGAAUUAAUGGAAACUAAUACGUAUCAACGAUUUAACUCAAACAUGGAAACAAUUUUUGAAAAUACAGAAGAUAUUGCAACUAAUGCAGAGUUGGAUGAAGAUGGUGAUGUGCCUCCAGAAUUACUUAUUCCUAAAUAUCAAUUACAUGAUUUAUGUACCGAAGCGGCUAAAUUGAAAGCCUUAGGAGCAAUGGAGUCUAUCCCUGCAGAUAGAUUGGUUAGAUUACUAAACAUAUUAGAGAAAAACAUUCGUGAUGGAGCACGAGUAUCUCCCUUAGCAGAUCCUGACGACGAUGUUGAAGAAAGCAGGUUAUGGAUGCAGUUGGCUAUGGAAAGGGUACAACGUGCCGUAGAUGCUUCUUUGAUAUCCUUACAUAUUAUGACAUCAAAUAAUAUGCCGAAGACAGUUUAUCUGGAAGAUGUAAUUGACAGAGUAGUUCUUUUCAUGAAAUUUCAAUUGCAAAACACUAUCUAUCCUUCAUUUGACCCUGUUUAUAAAAUAGACACAAAAAACAAGACUGACAAUUAUAAUUCUAGUGGACGUAAAAAAAGGGGCCAUAUGAAGGAAGUUCGGGAAAAGAGUAUACUUCAAGUUUAUAAUAAAAUGCAUGAAUUGGUUGGUCUCCUCGCCGAAUUAUUAAAUAUUCAAAUGUUAACGGAUACCAGUGUUCUUCAUGCAUCAACAUUAGGUGUAGCACCAUUUUUUGUUGAGUCUGUUAGCGAUCUUCAAUUAAGCGCUUUAAAACUUGUCACUGUAAUAUUUACCAAAUAUGAAAAGCAUAGAAGAUUAUUGUUAGAUGACAUUUUGGCAUCAAUAGCGAGACUUCCUAGUAGCAAAAGAAGUUUGCGCACAUAUAGGCUAAAUUCAGAAGAUCACAUUCAAAUGUUAACUGCAUUAGUAUUGCAGCUUAUUCAAUGCGUCGUGGUGCUCUCGGACAAUGUUGUACCACAAUCAAAAGGAUCUGUAAAGGAAGAAGAUGAGAAGAAGGAAGAGAAGAAAGAAGAAAAAAAAGAAGAGAAAAAGAUUAGUUUCAUUGAUGCUGAUGUUCUAAUUAUAAAUAAGUACGAGACAGCGACUAGAAUAGCUGGUAAUUUUUUAACUGUUUUCCUUAACAAAUGUGGAAGUAAAGGAGAAGAAAUUGAUUAUAGGCCAUUAUUUGAGAAUUUUGUACAGGAUUUAUUAGCUACAGUGAAUAAGCCUGAAUGGCCUGCUGCGGAAUUACUUCUGAGUUUACUUGGAAAUUUAUUGGUCGGACAUUUUUCGAACAAAGGUUCGGAUAUGUCGCUUAGAGUUGCUUCUAUUGAUUAUCUUGGAGUAGUUGCAGCUAGAUUAAGAAAAGAUGCAGUCAGUUCUCAAUGUAAAUUGUCAACCAUUGAUCAGAUCAUAAGGGACAUUAAAUUAGAACAACAAAAGGAUGCAGAUUAUGAUCAUGUGAAAGACAAGGAAAUCGUAGGAUUGAGCGAGGAUGAAGAAAGGAUGGUCUUUUUACAAAAAGUACUUUUAGAUUAUUUGGCUGUUAACGGAACAAAGGAUUCAGCUUUGGUAUGUGCUCGUCACUUUUAUUUGGCUCAAUGGUACAGAGACUGUGCAGUAGAAAAAUCUCGCGUAGGACAAUCAAAGAAUAGUCCAACUAAGAAGACACAUAAGAAGAGAGCUAAGAAAAAGAACAAACAUCAUAGCAGCGAUCAGGAAAGCGAUUCUGAAGCUGAAGAUCAGGAUGCGGAUGAAAACGACAAUAAUGAGCAGAAAAAUUCGGAAGCUUAUAGGCUUAUAGAAGAAAAAAAGAAAUAUAUUAUUACCAAAAUUAGACCGUACAGUACAGGAAAUAAACCGGACGUUUUACAAACCUAUAUUGAUUACAAUUCGGCUGAACUCAUAUCUCAGUAUCUUGCAUCAAAAAGACCAUUUUCCCAGAGUUUCGAUCGUUAUCUCAAACAAAUACUUCAUGUAUUAACAGAAUCAUCUAUUGCAAUUAGAACAAAAGCUAUGAAAUGUUUAACUAUGAUCGUCGAAGCUGAUCCAAGUGUACUUGCUAGAGUUGAUAUGCAGCUAGGAGUGAAACAUUCGUUUCUCGAUCAUUCUACAUCUGUACGAGAAGCAGCUGUCGAUUUAGUAGGAAAAUUUGUAUUGAGUAGACCAGAGUUAAUAGACAAAUAUUAUGAUAUGUUGCUAGCAAGAAUAUUGGAUACAGGUGUCAGUGUUAGAAAACGUGUAAUUAAGAUCUUGAAAGACAUUUGUAUGGAGUGCCCAGAUUUUCCUAAAAUCCCGGAAAUUUGUGUUAAGAUGAUCAGAAGAGUGAAUGAUGAAGAAGGAAUAAGGAAAUUAGUUAUGGAAGUUUUUCAAAAUAUGUGGUUUACUCCUGUAAGAGAACGACCCACUCUUGAUUCUGAAUCAUUAUUGAGAAAAGUCAUGAAUAUAACCGAUGUUGUGGCCGCUAGCAAAGAUAUGGGUUUGGAAUGGUUUGAGCAACUGCUGGUUAGUUUGUUUAAACCAAAGGAAGAUAAAGACGAUAGUACAAAAAUGCAAACUGAACCACCUAAGGCAUUGUUGACGGCAUGCAGACAGAUCGUCGAUUGUUUGAUAGAAAAUGUUCUCAGGUUAGAAGAAACUAAUCUAGGAGAAGUGGGUAAAUCAGAGAAAAAAGGAUCUUCACAGCGACUAGUCGCUUGUUUAACUACGUUGUAUCUAUUUGCGAAGAUCCGACCGCAACUUUUGGUUAAUUAUGCAAUGACUUUACAGCCUUAUCUAAAUUUGAAAUGUCAAACACAAGGAGAUUAUCAAAUAAUAAGUAGCGUUGCGCACACUCUCGAGUUAGUAGUACCAUUGAUGGAACAUCCAAGUGAAACAUUCUUAGCACAGUUAGAAGAGGAUUCGGUUAAAUUAAUUCUACAACACGAUAGAUCGGUCGUAGCGAGUUGUUUGUCGUGUUUAGGUUCUAUAGUGAACAACGUUACGAGGAACUUUAAAUUAAUACGAGAUUGUUUUAAGAAAUACUAUGGCCAUUUAACGGAGUACAAAUCGCUAUUUGAGAAAGAUCCAUCUAAUCCAAUGUUAUUGAAGUAUAGACCAUUUUUCAGAAGAGCAUUAUUCACAGUCGGUUUGCUACUAAGGCAUUUUAAUUUUACUGAUCCGGAGGUCAUCGAGGGUUUGGCAGACAACAUAAAGGAUCAAGUAUUUGAAACAUUAAAUUAUUUCGUCCAUCAAGAUAAUGACGAUAUACGUCAUUUCACAUUAUCUGCUAUUGGUUCUCUUUGUAUACGCCAUUAUGAAUUCAUGAUGGUUCCUGAAUUGAAGGAGCUUUAUCAUCAUUUUCUUACAUCUGAGAAUGCUUUGGUUCACAUGAGAAUUCAAGUUUUAAAUAACAUCGAGAUAUAUCUUCAGGAGGAAGAAAAGAGAAUGAUAAAGCAGGACUUGGAAUGGUCGAAGAUGUCAAAACAAGAGAACUUGAAAGAAAUGGGAGAUGUUUCGUCGGGAAGGGCUAGUACCGUGAUACAGCUCUAUAUCAAACAAAUAUUGGAAUCUUUCUUACAUGUUAACAUAAGCAUUAGACAUGCUGCCCUCAAAGUAAUACAAUUGAUCUUGACUCAAGGUUUGGUGCAUCCUGUGCAAAUAGUACCUUACUUGAUUUGCAUGAGCACGGAUUGCGAAAAAGUUGUAAGUCACAGUGCAGACAAACAGCUGCAGGAUAUCGAGAAGAAGUACCCUGGCUUCAUUCAUAUGAAGUCACAGAUUGGUAUUAAACUAAGUUUUCGAUUACAGAAGAUAUUACAGAAUGACAACAAUGUAAGAGGUAUGCGAAUUAAAGAGGGCGAAUUUCCUGGUGCACUCAAUGGUUUUCUAUAUACUAUCUUAAGAAAUACGAAACAACAGAGAAGGGCGAUUGUUUUGUCGUUUUUAAAACAAUUCGAUGAAUGCGCCAAAACAAGUUUAUCUCAAAUGUUGUACUUGGCUGAUAAUCUUGCUUAUUUCACAUAUCAGGUACAAGAUGAGCCGCUAUUUAUCAUCCACCAUAUCGAUAUUAUCAUAUCGAUGUCAGGUACAAACUUGCUGCAGUCUUUUAGAGAAGCCUUGCUGCCUAAGGAAGGAAGUAAUCAAUCGACGUCGCAUCACCAUCACCAUCAUCACCAUCAUCAUCACAAUCAGCAGCAGCAGCAAUUUCAACAACAACAUCAACAACAGAUACAGCAGGAGCAGCAUUUGCAACAAGAGCAGCAGCUGCAACAGCAGUUACAGCAACUGCAACUGCAACAGCAACAUCAACUGCAUUUGCAACAGCAACAACUGCAACAGCAGCAGCAGCAGCAUAUGCUGAUACAAGAACACCGAGAUCAGCAAUUGAUUCAACCGCCUAUGCAACUACCUAUGCAACCACCUAUGCAACCACCUAUGCAACCACUUAUGCAACCACCUAUGCAACCACCUAUGCAACCACCUAUGCAACCACCUAUGCAACCACUUAUGCAACCACCUAUGCAACCACCUAUGCAACCACCUAUGCAAUCACCUAUGCAACCACUUAUGCAGCCGGUAGGAAUAGUAGGGUCGAGCGAACAGCCUCGUACAGAAAACAUCUUAUCUUUGGUAGACGAGGAAGACGACGAGGAAGACGAGGAAACGAUUCUAGGAAGAUUACCAAGCGAUACGACUUUGCUUCGAGAGUACAUUACAGCCAGUCAAGGUUUCCUCUUGCUACUUACAUUGAGACAACAUCUAAAAGAUCUUUAUGGUUUCUCCGAUGCAAAAAUUGGUCAAUAUUCGCCAUCUGAAGGGGCCAAGAUUUACGAGAAAGCCGUGAAUCGUAAAAAUAAUCUCCUAUUCAAACCCAAGGCGACGUUACAGAGGCUGAAGGAAGGUGUAAAUACUGCGGAACUUGACACCGAGGGUAGGAAAAAAUUAGUGAAAGAGUAUUUGGACUUUAAACAAUUAAUGUUGAAGUAUGAUCCUGAAGAGCCAGACGAAGGUGAGGACGGUGAUACUAGUGGGAAACAAUGUAACACUGAUAAUAACCAAUCAUCGAGGAUUCCCAAUCUCGAGGGUGAUAAUAAACUGACCGAUGGUGCAGUGACGAGCAAUUCUUUGGUAAAUGCUCAAUAUCAUCCAAAUGCGACGCUGAAUUCAUCUAUCGAGCACUCGAACAAUUCAAUGAACUCGACAUUGACAUCGACUCCGACGUCUCCACGUGUACCCAAACUUACCAUACACCCGACGAAUCCUGACAUGAAGGAACAUCGUAAGCAUCGCGCGCACAAGACGGAAAAAGUGAAGAAACACAAGAAGAAGAAGAGGAGAAGAAUCUCCGAUAGUAGCGAGAGCGGGGAGGAUUAUAGUGACCCUGAUUUUCUAGUGUGAUGAGUGCGGUGGUAUCGGGCCCUGUGUGUACAUAGACUUAUACUCCUUCGGAGUUUUUAGAAUAUUUAAAAAGGCGAGGAGCUGUUCUGGUAUCACCAUAUGAAUAUAUAUAUACACAUAUACAUUAUUAUACACAUAUAUAUGUAUAUACUGUAUAUCAGAUCAGAUGAUUUUUAUCGAUGAUACCAGUGCUGCUCUUUAAACUCUCAUAAAAAGAAAAUAAGCGCAAUGAACUUUUGUUAAGUGAAAUGGGAUGAUUUUGCAGAAAAGUACUAACAAAAAAAGGAUAUACUGUAUAAAGUGAGAGAAAGUAAAUGAUAGAAUUAGAGUAUGAGAGUAUGUGUGUGUGUGAGAGAAAGAGAGAGAGAGAGAGAGAGAGAGAGAGAGA